AUUUUCAAGCGUAUUUAAUAUUCGGUCCCUUACAUGUACAUGGGUUGACGCGGCCUUGUUGAUGUAAUGUUUAGUGAUCAGCUGUUUGUCAAUUGAAAUCAUUUUUUAUUUUAACACUCACAAUUAAAUAAACUGAUUCAUUAAAGAAAUUUGUAAAUCAAUGAGGUUUUAUUUCAAACUGAGGCAAUGAACUCACGAAAUGAAGAAUUUCUCGAAACAGAUAAUCGUCUGCGGACAGAUAGACUUGCUGAGAAAGUUUCCCAGUUGAAAAGUUUUGCUGUUGACAUUGAGCAAGAAACUAAAGAGCACAAUCGACUAUUAGAUGAUGUAAAUGACGAUUUUGUUGGCCUAAUUGGAAAUGUUAUUGGAGGAAAAAAUAAGAUCAAUCGGUUGUUGAAUUCGGGCAGAAAUAACAGGAGAUUUCUGUGUUAUCUUUCUGGAGGAUUAACCACCUUCUUCAUAUUUUCUUAUUAUCUGAUAACUAGAUCUAUGAAUUCAUAAAUUGUAGAUCCAUUCAAUUAGUCAGCAAAAAUAUGCUCAUAUCGACUCAUCUUUAUAUAUAUUUUCUGGUGAAUUAAACCAAUUGUUUUACCUUCUCAUCUGCAAUAUACUUCAUAAUAAUCCAUCCAACAACAAAUGUUGAUUCAACUGUCAAAUUGUCGUUUUCGGAUACAUCAACCAAGUGUGCAUUGGUCAUGCAAUGUUAUCGUUAUUUGCUGCUAAAUAAUCCAGCUGAUACCUGUUUUUGUAUUCAAUAAUCAGAUCAUUUACAGAAUAAAAGCUGUUUGCACAAGAAACGGUGAAUUGUCAGCAAAUGUCAUCGAAAGCUUUGUUCUGUAAGAUUUUUAUUAUUCUUUCUUUUAAUUCUUGAUGCAUGGUUUCAUAAAUUGUACAUAUGCUCAUAUCUCUCUUGCUCAAUCAAGAUUCUGUUAUCAAAUUAUAUCUAUUUUAAAACAAUAUGUUUAACAUUCAUUAUUCUGCACCCUUAGGCCUUAAUUGCCUUCAAUUUGAAUAUUUAUUGUGAAAUUAAAUCUCAAACCUU
This is a messenger RNA of Tetranychus urticae (two-spotted spider mite), 1042 nucleotides long. Its product is annotated as BET1-like protein. The record is from RefSeq and is a predicted model, not a curated record. NCBI's taxonomy places the organism in Eukaryota, Metazoa, Arthropoda, Arachnida, Trombidiformes, Tetranychidae.